GUAUAAAUACCCUAAGUAGAAGUGGGUAAAGUAAAACAUAAGAAAAUAUGUGCAACAGGCUGCAUUUGAAAAAGAGUGCCCCAUGCUGAAAUCUACAUGUUAUUGCCUUAUUUUGUGUGUCCCCGCAAUUAUCAUCUGAGCAAGGCAGAUACCAGCAGCUAACAUGGAAUUUUCAUCCCUUUGUCAGGUGCACAUCAUGUUGCUUCAACUUUGUGUAACUUUACAGAAAAGGAAAUUAAUUCUUAGCAUCAAAGGGACAGUCUCAUUUAUGCUCGAAAAACAGCUUAUCUGCUGGAGAACCUAAACUGAAAAAAAGUCCCUCCAUGAACUCUCAGCACAAAUCAACAGCAAAGUCAAGAUCAUGAUGAGGCCUGAAAGUGGCAGAAGAAAUGGCUGGGUGGUGCCAUACACUAUAUUUCAAACAUUAGCUAUAGAAUCUGGCAAUAUGCUUUGCAUAUGAAAUAUUUUCUAGUAAAUAUGCCUGCUUGCAUCAAGUAAGCCCUUUAUGAUUUCUUCAUCCUCUCCUUUAACUGACGUGUAAAUGGCAAGUAAUAACGAAGCCAUUUACCAACUGAAUACAUUCAAGACCCUCAUAAUUGUGGAAUUACUGAAGUUAAAGCCUCAGAAUUUUCUCUCAGAAGAAACGGACAUCAAUCCAGCUGUGGAGGUUACAAAACAGUUUCAAAACAACCUUAUUUUUCAUUGCAGACACAGAAAUAAUUAUACUGACUAGUGGAAAUGCCAGACAAAAUUGUGUAUGAUGAAUCUUUGUCUCUACUAGCAAAGCAAAAUCAUCUACUAAAUACUUGGGUGGUCAAGCCUGGUGUGCCACUGUAGAAUUGUUAAGUUUGCACCCCACUUCAAAAUCAUAGAGUAGUUCAGUUCCUUCCAGUAAUGAUUAAGUUACGAUGUGCUCCAGUUGCCGUCACCUGAAGAGAGGACAGCUCUUUCCUAUUACAUGUCAAAGUCCUGGAGUUCACUGUCCAAGCUCCAUUUAAGAUUCCCAAGAGAGAACUUUGUCUCUAUGUUUCUCACUUAUAUUGAAAACUGAGCAGGUUAUGAUGAUGGAAAUCCUGUUUUAAAUUGUUUUCUUGGUCCCCUGUCUCCCUAGCAGAAGACAGAGUUCAUGAAGUAUACAGGUUUCCUGCAAGAGACACCAUCCUGUUUAUGUGGGCUAGAUAUAACCAUUGGUUGAAAUAUUUAAUCCAGCAAUCCUAAACUUUGUACGACAGCUUAAAUAUGUGUAAUUAACUCAAAAACCUCUGAAGUAAAAUUUAACUUCAGUAACACGAGACUAGUCCACUGAUACUGCUCUUGUAUAAUGUGAGCAUUCGGUUCCUUUGGCAGGUACCAGCCAGCGAGCAACAGGCCCCAGCUCUUUCGUAGGAGAUGGCUGCCUUCUUCUCCAAUCUGGUUCAGUUCCAGGGACUACUUCAAAUGAUCUUAGUGCUGGGAAUUGGUGGUAGUUUCCCAUAUGGAUUCCAUAUUUCUGUCAUCAACUAUCCUUCUGUGCACAUCAGGAAGUUUAUUAAUGAAACCUGGAUAGAUCGACAUGGCUCUCCCCUCCAUCCUGAGACAAUCAUGCUGUUGUGGUCGUUCAUUGUGUCUGUUUAUGGGAUAGGAGGACUCCUGGGAAGCCUCUGCUGUGGCUACCUGACUACAAAAUACAGGAAGAAAAAGUGCCAGAUGUUCACCAACCUGAUCAUGUUGGUAGCUGCACUUUUCAUGGCCCUCAGUAAAACCGCCAAAUCUUUUGAGAUGAUUCUAGUCGGGCGCUUUCUCUAUGGCAUUGGUUCAGGUUUUUCUCUCAAUAUACAUCCUCAGUAUGUAGGAGAGAUUUCACCCAAGAAGUUGCGUGGGUUUACCAACUCCACUGUUGCUGUUUUUCUGACCCUGGGAAAACUCACAGGACAGGUUGUUGGACUACGGGAGAUUUUAGGAAGCGAAGCUUUGUGGCCAUGGUUGUUAGCAUCUAGUGGACUUUCAGCAUUGGUUCAACUGGUUACCCUCCCAUUUUUCCCUGAUUCACCAUCCUACCUCCUGAUACAGAAGGGUAAUGAGGAAGCCUGCAGGAAAGCCAUCAGGAAGCUCUGGGGGGAAGGAGACCACCAAGCAGAAAUUGAUGACAUUAUGAAGGAGAAGGGUGCAAUGGCGAGCACAAAAACCUUGCGUGUCCUUGAAGUAAUAAAAGAACGAUCUCUGCGCUGGCAACUUUACAUUUUGAUGACUGUCAUGACCACACUGCAGCUCUGUGGAAUCAAUGCAAUAUACUUCUAUUCUUUUGAAGUGUUCCACACAGCCAAAUUUGAAGAAUACCUUAUCCCAUACGUGUCCCUGGGAGUUGGGUUGUGUGAGUGCUUAUCCUCUAUACUGUGUAGCACCCUUAUAGACCGGUUUGGGCGGAAGGUGCUGCUAUGGGGCGGAUACACGCUGAUGUGUUCUGUGCUAGCACUGCUUACCAUGACCCUGUCACUGCAGCAUCGAUUUUUCUGGAUGCAUUACUUCAGCGUUAUCUUGAUCUUUCUGUUCGUUGUCUUCUAUGGAACUGGACCAUCUGGAGCCACUGUAUCUGUGAUGGUUGAAAUCUUCAGCCAGUCAUACAGACCAUCAGCCUUUCUGAUUGUUGGCUGCAUCAACUGGAUGGGACUGUUCGUACUUGGGAUGAUUUUUCCAGUAAUUGUUGAUAACCUUGGACCCUUCUGCUUCCUUAUCUUUUUGGGAAUCCUUGCUUUAUCAGCAAUUUUCAUCUACCUAUAUCUUCCUGAGACCAAGGGAAAGUCAAUCAUGGAAAUAAAAGCAGAAUUCAACAAGCUGAACUUUGGGAAAAAAGAAACAUCUGUCACUGAAAAUAACUUUCCUAAGGAACAGGUGUCUUGCACCAAGCUCUGAAAGUUCAGAGAAGAAAUUUGUACAGGAAACAAUGUUGCAACAGAAGUAAAAAGGAAACAUUAAAAACAGACU
Molecule: messenger RNA, 2961 nt
Organism: Corvus hawaiiensis (hawaiian crow)
Lineage: Eukaryota; Metazoa; Chordata; Aves; Passeriformes; Corvidae
Product: solute carrier family 2, facilitated glucose transporter member 11-like
Exons: 12
Coding region: 1390-2889 (499 amino acids)
Biological process (GO): monosaccharide transmembrane transport
Cellular component (GO): membrane
Molecular function (GO): hexose transmembrane transporter activity
Source: RefSeq, a predicted model, not a curated record